Leptopilina boulardi is the source of this 3320-nucleotide messenger RNA. It is a transcript of the gene Cpes, whose product is annotated as ceramide phosphoethanolamine synthase. The record is from RefSeq and is a predicted model, not a curated record. Gene Ontology annotation, biological process: phospholipid biosynthetic process. The coding region runs from base 407 to 1510 and encodes 367 amino acids. Gene Ontology annotation, molecular function: phosphotransferase activity, for other substituted phosphate groups. Lineage: Eukaryota; Metazoa; Arthropoda; Insecta; Hymenoptera; Figitidae. The transcript has a single exon. Gene Ontology annotation, cellular component: membrane.
UGAAAGAGUUCUUUAAUUGCUUCAAAAAUUAUCAAAUUUAAACUCCAAGAGGCAAUGUAAUAAGAAUUAAAUAUAUUAAUAAAAACAAACAUGAUGCAACGUAAAUAAGUGCCAAAUGUGUGUAGCUAAAGAAGCUACUUUUUUAAAAAUGGAAAUUCUUGACUCAUCAUUUAAAUGAAGAAUAAAAUUGAAAAAUUAAUAUUUUAACAUCUAUUAUAAAUGAAAUAGAAAUAUAUUUUUGUCAUCAUUUAGAAGAUUUUAGUAGAAAAAACAAGAAAAUAUUGAAAGAAUUUUUGUAAAAUUUUAAAAACAACUGUUGAAAAAAAAGAAAACAAUAGUCAUAAAACUUCCACAAUAUAUAAAGUGAAAAUAUUUUAGAAAAAUUUUUGUGAAGUAAUAUUUAAAAAUGUUUCUCUUGACUUCCGUAUUUCAUCGAGUUACAUUCUCAGUUGUGGCAAUUUUAUUGCUUUAUUUUAUAUUCAUGGAUACACUGUUAUAUUCACGAGUACAUAAAUACUCGAUUAAACCAAAUGAUAAUAAGCCUCAAUAUGAAGGAAUAAUUCCAUGUUCAUUUGAUCCUCUUUGCGUGGUAACUGUCAAAGGCCUAAUGUUGGAUCAUCCAAAUUAUUAUCUACUUGGUCCACUAGCUGCAAUUGUAAAUCAAGCUUUUGGAAUAAGUGACUGUAAAUGGAUUUCACCAAAUUUAAUUAGUGGAUUUCAUGUAUUAGUAGCAAUAGCGGCGGGAAAAUGUGCCUCAAGUGAUUCACUUUCUCAACGGCGUCUUGCUGUAUUACUUUUUGAAAUUAGAACAUGGUUAGAUGAUUUAGAUGGACAUGUAGCUAGAAAAAGAAAACACAUUGACGGUGAACAUUCUGAUGUUGGUUCAGUUGGAUAUUUCGUCGAUGGAAUUUGUGAUGCACUUGGCUGUAUAGCAUUGAUGAUUGGAAUAUUUUGCUAUUUUCAAAAAAAUCCACCUGGACGGGGAUAUGAGAAACUUAAUAAUGUGAUACCAUUUGUGGAAAGUCGUGAUGUUGAUCCUGAAACUAUUUAUAAGAGACGACGCUCUAGAAAUGUUAUUGGAACAGUAAUACUAUUUGUUGGUUAUUUACUGGUCAGUAGUGUCGGAUGGAAUCGUUAUAUUUCACUUUAUCAAGAUUUAUUGGAAACCGAUACCAGCUCGUCUUCCAUAACAAAAGAUGAAUUACUUUUUAGACAAGCAAAAGUAAUGCAAUCAAGUUCAUUUUGGGCAAUGUCCAUUGCUUGGAAGCUUGUCAAUUUCCACAUUGCCGUUGAUUGUAUGCUUUUAGCAAUGUUUUUAGAUAGACUUUGGGAAUAUAUGAGAACAUUAAGAUGGCUUGGAUAUAUUGUUGUUCUUGUAGUUGUUUAUUUUACGGAAUUUCAUUUUCUCGAAUCUUAUGCAUUUGUUCACGGUUCAGCAUCGGUUCCUACAUUUGAAUUCACAUCAACUGACACUAUGCCUAUAUGGAACGAGACAAAUAUUCAACGAUAGUAGUUUAGGAGAAAGAAAAAAAUAAAAAAAAAAAACAUUAUUUUCAAAGACUUUCUCAGGAAAUGGAUCGCAUUAACUUUCCACCUAUAAAUAAAUAUGCGUAAUAUAAGGAUAUAUACAUUUUUUAUAUACAAUUUUAUAUACUAGAAAAAUUAUAUCUAUUUGGUAAUACUAUAAUUUAUUUAUUAUUUUGCAUUUUAAUUUUAUAGAUUUUUUUUUCUACCAAUAAAAUAUUUUUCUGGGAAAAAUUGUGUACAAAUGUAUUUUAAAUAACGUGUAAUUCAUAAUGCAAUAUUUAUUAUUAAUAUAAUUUAUUAAUUUAAAAUAAUUUUUUUAUUUCAAGUGGAUUUCAAUAUAUUUUAGAUUUAAAAAUAACGUAAAAUAUUUUUGAACCUUGUUUACAAUUUUUUUUGUAGCUGAAGGGUUUGUGUGAUCCAUUUUUUUAAAGAACGGGAAAAAAGAAACGUUGUUGAAAGUUAUAUUAACGGAAGGAUUAACUGCCUAUAUAUUAGAACAGAAAUUGAAUGAAAGCUCAAAUUAAGAUAAAUAUAUUUUUAGAUCACCUUGAAAAUAUAUUCUACACAUUUUUAAUCUAGAAUUUUAAAAGAUUUGAGAAUUAUAUGUGUAAUUCUCUAAAAAAAAAUAUAUAUAUAUAUAUAUUCCGAUAAUUCGUCUUUUUCAUGAAAUAUUCUAAUAAUAAUACUGGCUUUGAAUUUCUGUAUAUAAAAUAAAUUCGUAAUGUAAUUUAAUAAAAAUUUGUGAAUGUAAACCAUUUACAAUGAAAAUAGGCAAUCAUUAAAAAAACAUAGAAAUUUAAUAUUUAAUAAAAAAAAAUUUCAUGUAUGUUGAAUUGUCUUACUGACAAAAAAUAUUUUGCUUAAUUAGAAAUACAACUUUUAUGUAACUGACAAUUGAUGUGAAAUUUUAACUAAAAUGUAAAUAUAUAUAUAUAAAAUAUAAUAUUUCAAUUGUUGGUCAGCUUAUCAAAUAUAUUAUAUUACGCGAAUAUAUUAAAAAAAAAUAUAGUAAUAUUAAAAAUGGUUCAUUCUUCCGUUAAUUUGCUUGAAUGUUUCGUAUAAACAUAUCUUUAUAAACAAUGCAAUAAUUUAUUUAAAUACUUCGAAAGUCAGAUAAUUUUUUUUUAAGUUUAAAAAUUUUGAUAUUAUAUUAAACAACAAUAGAUGUUUUGAGAUUCUAAACUAUUUAUAAUUUAAUACAAAAAAGUAUUUAGCUAUCAAUAUAUUUUUCCCACGUUGUUUAUAUUAUUAUUAAAUAUAAAAAAUACGUUGAUAAGACUGACAAGAAAAUAGUUUUUCUAUUAUAUUCCAUCUAGAUUUCUUGAUUUUCAGUAUAUAUUUCAAAUAAGUAUAUAUGUUCAUAAUAAAUAAGUAUACAUUGUAUAUUAGAUAAAUAUCUACAUCGAAAAGAAAUUAUAGAUUGUUAACAAAUAUUCUACUAUAUUUGAAUAACAAGUUAAUUAUAAUUAUUUAUAUAUAACAACGCAAAAUCAAAGAAUUUUUUAUAAUUAUAAAUUUCUUCCGUUUAAUAAAACCACAUUAAUAUUUUAUUAUUAUUAUUAUUAUUAUAAUAUAUAGUUAUACUACUAGCGGCGAGUUACUUUUCACAUCUUUUAUAUAAAUAUUAAGGUAUAUUUAAAUGGAACCCUGAUUGAUUUAUAAUUUAUUAUAAUAUACUAUAUACUAUACACCAUAUAUUAGAAUUUAUGAAAACAUGCAACUGUUAAAUCCUUUAAUCUUUAUUAAGCCUAUGUCAAAAAAUUUUCUAAAUAAUAUACGAAAGAAGCGCUGAA